Molecule: messenger RNA, 3576 nt
Organism: Tachysurus fulvidraco (yellow catfish)
Lineage: Eukaryota; Metazoa; Chordata; Actinopteri; Siluriformes; Bagridae
Gene: prrc1
Product: proline-rich coiled-coil 1
Exons: 9
Coding region: 169-1488 (439 amino acids)
Biological process (GO): activation of protein kinase A activity
Cellular component (GO): cytoplasm
Molecular function (GO): protein kinase A regulatory subunit binding
Source: RefSeq, a predicted model, not a curated record
GCCCACUUCUACUUCAGACGUGGCAAUUCCUGACGUCAUUCAAACGCGGCCAUUUUCGACAGGGCUAAUCGAGUUUGACUACCGUUGUGGAGUUGAUUGGAUGCAAUUACAAAUUUACACGGACGAAUUGCCUAAGAAGACUAAAGUGUCAGGCAAGAUUAAGGAAAGAUGAUGGAAGAGAGCGGAAUAGAGACCACACCGCCCAGCACUCCUCCACCUCCCUUUAGCACCGCUGUUGCCAUCAGUCCACCACCUCUCACCAUGGGUCUUUCUAAUCCAGUGAGCCUUCCUGGCACCACAGGCAUCUCUAGCUUUGCCCCUGAGGGCUUCUCCACACCAGCACCCCCUACAGCCAUGACCUCCACCCUGCCACCCAAUCAGUCUUCCCCUGCUCCUCCAUUUUCCCUCAGCCCCAUGAAGCCGCUGUCUACAGCCUCUCAAGGUUUUGCCCCUCCCCUGGCUGGGACUGUGGCUUACAGCGGUCCACAUGUCCAUACUGCUCCACCUCCUUCAUGUCCGGUGAUGUCUGCUCCGCCAGUGGGUCCACCCACUACCGGUUUCAGCCCUCAUGCAGCAUAUGACAUUACGCGCGGACACGCCGGCCGUACUCCACAGACUCCACUGAUGCCCAGCUUCUCCAGUGGGCCACCCAUGCCAGGUGUGGUCACAAACCCAAUGAUGCAACAGCCAGUGAUGUCUGGGGGUUUAGGGGUUGUCUCACCGAUUACUUUCCCAGAGGAUCAUGAUGAUCCUAUAGCUAUACAGAACAGCACCUCUGGAGGUGGAAUAUGGGGUUUCAUCAAGGGUGUGGCAGGUAAUCCUAUGGUGAAGACGGUCCUGGACAAAACCAAGCACUCUGUGGAGUCCAUGAUCACCACAUUAGACCCAGGAAUGGCUCCAUACAUUAAAUCAGGAGGUGAUCUGGACAUUGUGGUGACCUCUGAUAAGGAGGUGAAGGUAGGAGCAGUGCGGGAUGCCUUCCAGGAAGUGUUCGGCAUGGCCAUGGUGACUGGGGAAGCAAGCCAAUCAAACAUUGCGCCUCAGCCACUGGGAUACGCAGCAGGAGUCAAGGGGGCUCAGGAGCGCAUUGACAGUCUACGCCGUACCGCAGUAAUCCACGAGAAACAGCCUGUGGUCUCUGUGGAGAACUUUAUAGCAGAGCUCUUCCCAGACAAGUGGUUUGACAUUGGCUGUCUGAUUCUGGAUGAUCCUGGCAAUGGCAUCCGCAUCGAAACUUUCACACAGACAACCCCUGUAGCUCUGGAACAUGUACAACAGGCUCAGUCUCUCACCCCUCCAGAUUACAGUCUGCGCUGGUCUGGGCUGCUCGUGACCGUAGGCGAGGUGCUAGAGAGGAACUUUCCCAACAUUAGCCGCACAGACUGGCACCUGGCCUUCACCGGCAUGUCCCGCAGGCAGAUGAUCUAUAGCGCUGCCAAAGCUCUGGCUGGAACAUACAAAAUGCAGCUGCCCCCCAGGACGAUAUAAGAACUUCUAAACACCCACUGUACUCUCAGUAAACCGACACUGCCUGUCAGGAAAUGGCGUUUUUUUUUUUUUUUUUUUUUUUUUAAAUGCCCCAGUAUAAAAAAAAAUAAUUGAUGCAUUGGAUGUUUCAGAUUAUAAAAAAAUUUGUCAACGUUCACUAAGAAUUCUGAUUAGGAUUGGUCUAUCUUUAAUACGCAUGCAUAAAAGCAGGUUACUUGUGAUACAUUGGUGAAAAAAAGACUUGUAUAUGUGCUAGAAUUUUUUUUUAACUUGACGUGUGUCAAAUGCAGUCUAGGUUAUCACUGAGAUUAAUGUGGAAAUGGAGCAUGGUGGAAACCAUGCUGAGGUCAACAGUGUGGUAGAUGAUAGUAAAUUACAUUGACCCCCUGAUGUGACAUUAGAUUGCAAAUACCAGAUACUGGUACCAGUUUCUCAGAAUCAGAAUGAUCUUUAUUGCCAGGUAUGUUUUCACAUACGAGGAAUUUGUCUUAGUACAGAAGCUCCACAGUGUAACAGAAUAACAUUGACAAUAACACACACAUAAUAUAGACAGUUUGUAUGUGCAAAUUGAAAUCUAAAUAAGUAAGUAUGUGUUUUAAGUAAAUAAUGUAAGGAUUCUCGAUACCUGAGCAAGUAAAUGUUUGUUGCUUUUGAAAUAUUCAGGAACGAACAAAUUACUAAUCCAACAAGGACUGAGGGAAUUGAUCCUGAUCUGAUCAGCAGACUGUAGCUUUUGUUAGCGAUGAUCAGAUUAGAUUAUCCAUCUAUUCAUUCGUUACUAAUCGUAUCAAUUAUUUUCAUACAACAUUGCCUUAUACAAAUAAAACUUUUUAUCAAGCCAAUCAGCAUCAAAACAUCAUAACCUAUUUCCCAGCCAAAAAAAAAGUAAUCAAAAAGGGCUUGGAGUAUGGAAAACACCUGAUGAUUUUUUCUUUCUUUUUCUUUCUUUUUCCUAACAGUUGUUUUUAGUCAUGUGCCAUGAUAUUUUUUAUACUUUGCUUUGGUUCAUACAGAUUCAGACCUACAUGCAUAUAGUCACUGCAUUUUGCCAAUAGUUCCUAUAUUCUAUCCACAGUUUCCCCAUGAGUCGAGUACUAGCUACUCUUAUGAAAAACUGUCUCAAUGUUCUUUAGCAUUUGUAGAAGUUUGUACGGAGUCUUUCAUACAGUCCGUCCAACUUGAAUGAAUCGAUUGAACUCAGGAUUGUAUUUAACCCAUUUUAAGGCACAAAUUGUGUAAUAUAUAUAGAGAGAGAUAUUCUGCUACCAAAGGACUUUGCUUCAGCGCAAGUGCUUUUAAACAGAAAAGAAUUUCACAUUUCUUAUAGAACAUUUGCCUGAUUUGCUGCUUAAAGAUUUUUACAUUUCAUUUUUGUUUUUGUAAUUUCAUUUGUAAAAGACUAAAUAAGAACACUUUAUUCUAGCCUGAUGGCUGUUAAUAUAACUUUUGUGUGCUUUAAAUACUCAACUUUUAAAGUAGUCCAUAUAAUGCAUCUAAAAGUUUAAACUAAAAGGAUGAUCACUUUGCUGUGGAAUAAUAGAAUAUUCGACAUCGAUGACAUUCAUGUUUUUUCAGGUGGGGGGAAAAAAAACGGGGUUCAUUUCUAGUGUCUAUUAGCUGAAGUAAAAGAACCAAAUUUGUUUUUAAAUCAUUUUAAACAUGAAGUUUGUACAGAAUUGUGAAGAGUGUCCUUGUUCAUUAUUCAGUUUACUGUUACAGUUUGAAGAUUUGAAACCACUCAGAGUGAUACAGAAGCCUGGGGAAAUCUAAAAGUCUCUGUGUAUGACCUCUGACAAUUUUCAUUCUUUUUUAAUUAGUAUUUUUAUUAAAGAUGUGUAGUUGUGUACUAAUCUCGAUCGAUCCCCAGAUGACUAAGAUAUUGAGUAUACGAUGUUUAAUGUGAGAACAUGAAGAGAUCUAAGCAUGUAAUGAAAUGGAAGAACAGAUACUGCCUUCAACAAAAAAUGUCAUGUUUUGUUUUAUUGUUAAGACAGCAACACCUAUGGAUGCAUAUCUUUGGACCUCCGUUAAUUGUAUUUCCUAAACAUUUCUUUUGUCUGCAGAGGAGUAAAGACUUUUCAGAAAACA